CUUUCUUCGAUUAUACAACGGUUAUUUUUGCAUUAUUUGCUUUUGCUUUAUGCUGGUACAUAUUCAAGAGACCGAAAAACUUUCCGCCAGGUCCACACGGGCUUCCUUUAGUUGGUUACGCCCCGUUUUUGAACAACAAUAUGGCGGAGGAUUUCAUGAAAAUGAAAACAAAAUAUGGCUCCGUUAUGUCUGUGCAAAUUGGCCUCUGGGAUUGUGUGAUUCUAAAUGAUUACGAUGCUAUUUAUGAGGCAUUGGUAAAGCAAGGCAAAAAGUUUUCCGGUCGUCCGAACAACUUUUUGUUUGAUUUGAUUACACAAGGCUGCGGUAUCGUAUUUAUCGACUAUGGUCAGUUAUGGAAAUCUUCAAGAAGGUUUGGAUCGAGAGCACUGAAUGGAUUCGGCGUUGGUAAAAAAGAGAUGGAAAGAAAUGUAAGGGAAGAAACUUUCUUUUUGAUUAAAAGUCUAACGAGGAAAGAAGACAGGCGCAGUUUGCUUUUGAAACUAACAUCGGCAACCUCGAAUAUCAUUUGUAGAUUGGUUCUGGGGACAAGAUUUGAUGAUAAUGACAAGAGAAUUAUGCGAAUGACUGAGCUCUUACACGAUUUUUUUGCAGUCACUACAGAUUCAAAACUCUGCGGCCUGGUAGCGAUUGCUCCGUUUCUCCGAUUCAUUCCUCCAUUCAGCGGAUCUAUAAAACGUGCUUGGGAUGAUACCGUCGAAUUUUCUGGUGAAGACGGAGUACCCACUAUGAAACAUCGAGAUGAAAUGCCUUAUACUUGCGCUUUCAUACAAGAACUAAUGAGACAUAGGACAUUGUUGCCUUUGAGUGUAUUUCACAAGACGAUUGAAGAAGCGACACUAAACGGAUAUACUAUCCAGAAAAACGCCACGGUCUUCCCAAAUAUAUGGUCGGUUCACUUUGAUCCAAAAUAUUUUGAAAAUCCGAGAGAAUUUCGACCUGAGCGAUUUCUCGACAACGACGGCAAAUUCAUCAAAUCAAAUCACGUGAUACCGUUCUGCAUUGGACCUCGACAUUGCCUGGGCGAACAGCUGGCCAUAAUGGAGAUGUUCAUCUUCCUAACAGGAAUUGUACGAAAACUGAAAGUUGUACCUGACCAAUGCAAACCUGUCCCUCCUUUCGACGUCGGUAGAUUUAAUAUUCUAGCAUACGAGGCUCGAGACUUUGAUGUGAUUUUUGAGAGACGUUAAAUUUUUAAUAUAG
Messenger RNA from Styela clava, 1221 nucleotides. The record is from RefSeq and is a predicted model, not a curated record. NCBI's taxonomy places the organism in Eukaryota, Metazoa, Chordata, Ascidiacea, Stolidobranchia, Styelidae.